Spodoptera litura is the source of this 1144-nucleotide messenger RNA. RefSeq lists its product as uncharacterized. NCBI's taxonomy places the organism in Eukaryota, Metazoa, Arthropoda, Insecta, Lepidoptera, Noctuidae. The record is from RefSeq and is a predicted model, not a curated record.
GGUUGGUUGGAAUGUGGUGCGAAAAAUGGGAAUUUCGCUAAACUUAUACACUAAUAAGAAUAAAAUUUGAAAUGAAUGAAGCGCUACUGCUUAUAAUUAAGAGUAUAUAAUAAAUCUUACCAGUCAUGACAGAGGAAAUGUUCUACCGUCGCCAAGUAUCGCGGCAGCACCUGGAAGUGCUGGCUCAAUACAUGGAGCGGUACCCUACCCUGGCACUGGCUAGCGCACGCUCCAGGGAGGGGCACAUACAGUCUAAGAGGAUGUGGGAGAAGAUUGCUCGGACGCUGAACAGGAUUGAUGAGAAUGUUACGAAGAGUGGCAAGUGUUGGGCAAGAUACUGGAUAGACUUAAAAUUCAAGAUCAGGAGGAAGUACGCAGUGAUACAGAAGUGUCUGUCCGAGGGCACACACUGCGCGGUCCACCUCAACCCACUGGAGGAGAGGAUCAUCAAGAUCCUGACUGAUGAGGAGGGGAACCUGCUGCCUACUGCUUCCGUCUACCAUCAGAUGAAGAGCUACCAUCCUCUGCACUAUCCGUUAAAAGGAACCGUGAAAACCAACGGUCUAGAUAUAAAAGAGAAAAACACAAAAAUAGACGACAGCGGAGGGUUGGACACACUCGACGACCGAUCACAGGACGACUACCUUGUGACGUCAUCCCCUGUCACCGAACACAUAGACUUACCUCCCUCGGACAUCAAACCGAACAUAAGCAUAAUGAAACAGGACACAGAUCCCAUUCUAAUCACAGAAGAGAAGAAGUCAGUAGAAGAAUUAAAAAGAGAAUUAGUAGAGUUUGAGUUAAAGAAGCAGAAAGAGUUUUUUGAGAUGGAGAAGAAGUUUAGAAGGGAGAAGCAUGAGAUGGAGAUGUCUAUUUUAAGGUUGAAGAAGCAGUUGAUGGUUAAAGAGUUGAAGAAGUUAUAGUAGUGAAUAUGUUAAACUUGGAUCAAGUUUUGUGCACGAUGUAAAGGCUGAGUUUGCGCAACAGAGAAUAGUUUGAGCAACAGAGAGCAGUUUGCGCAACAGAGAGUAGUUUGCGCAACAGAGAGUAGUUUGCGCAACAGAGAGUAGUUUGCGCAACAGAGAGUAGUUUGCGCAACAGAGAGUGGUUUGCGCAAUAGAGAGUAGUUUGCGCAACAGAGAGU